CUUCCCUCCCCCGCCAGCAUCCGGGUCCUUCCGCGCGGUGCAGCAGGUCGGUAGGCGGGACAUGGCGACCGGCCGCUGCUGUGGCUGCUGAGCGCGACCGAGCCCCGGCGGCGGCGGCGGCGGCGCUUGGUGCGACCCGCGCGGCGGGGGAGGCCUGCCGGGCCUGGGCUGCCCUGCCGCCGCGGUGCCGGGCUCCGGCGGCGGGGAGGCGCCGGCCUGCCCCACCUUCCUCUCAGCGCUUCGCAGUAAAAUGGGAAUAAUACAUCACAAACUGCUGGUGCUGCAAGGGUUAAUUACUUAAUGUUAAUAAAAGGAUUCGAAGAUUAAAAAGUCCUACAACUUUACAUGUGACACCAUCAAAAAUGAGGCUGAGAACACGGAAAGCUUCUCAGCAGUCAAAUCAAAAUCACACACAGCGUGCAUUGAGAGUAAAGAGGAAAUACUCAGAGGUGGAAGAGAACAUAUCUGUUGGUGGAGGAAAACUUCAGAAAAAUGAAACUGGCUUACUAUCGUCAAUUAAAAAGUUCAUUAAAGGAAGUACCCCAAAGGAUGAACAAGAACACCCUGCAAAGAGAAGUAGAAUUGAACGUGACAUAGAUGACAACUUAAUUACAUCCACUCCUCGAACAGGAGAAAAGCCUCACAAACAGUUUUCUCGAGUUAAGCGGAAAAGUCCUGCGAAUGGAGAAGCUGGGAAUUAUGAAAUGGCAAACCAGCAUGUCCGGCAGAAUGGAAAAUUGGAUGAUAAUCCCACCAGCGGCAGCCCCCCAAGGACUACAUUAUUGGGGACCAUAUUUUCUCCUGUCUUCAAUUUUUUCUCACCAGCAAAUAAAAAUGGAACAGCAGGCUCAGAUUCUCCAGGCCAAGCUGUGGAGGCUGAAGAAAUCGUGAAGCAGCUUGAUAUGGAGCAGGUGGAUGAGAUUAUUACCAGCACUGCUGUCUCAGCCAACGGAGCAUCCUACGCCAGCCAGACAGCCGAGGUCCGAACGACCAUCAGCACCGUCUUGGAGGAAGUGGAUGAUGUGGCUGACUGUGAUCUGCCUCCGCUGACUGCACCAGUAUCUCCAGACAGUGGUUAUUCAUCAGCUCAUGCAGAAGCCACCUAUGAAGAAGACUGGGAAGUCUUUGAUCCAUACUACUUCAUCAAACAUGUUCCACCGCUAACAGAAGAACAACUUAAUCGGAAACCUGCUCUUCCAUUGAAAACCAGAAGUACACCAGAAUUCUCUUUAGUUCUAGACUUGGAUGAAACAUUAGUCCACUGUAGUCUAAAUGAACUGGAAGAUGCUGCACUCACGUUUCCAGUCCUUUUCCAGGAUGUCAUUUACCAGGUUUAUGUGCGAUUAAGACCAUUUUUCAGAGAAUUCUUAGAAUGUAUGUCCCAAAUUUAUGAGAUCAUUCUUUUUACUGCUUCUAAAAAGGUCUAUGCAGACAAAUUGCUGAAUAUAUUAGACCCUAAAAAGCAGCUGGUCAGACAUCGACUUUUCCGUGAACAUUGUGUUUGUGUGCAAGGGAACUACAUAAAAGAUUUAAAUAUUCUUGGUAGAGAUCUCUCAAAAACUAUCAUCAUCGACAAUUCACCACAAGCCUUUGCCUACCAGCUUUCAAAUGGGAUUCCUAUAGAAAGCUGGUUCAUGGAUAAAAAUGACAAUGAACUCCUAAAGUUGAUUCCUUUUCUGGAAAAACUUGUAGAACUGAAUGAAGAUGUUCGGCCUCACAUACGAGACAGAUUUCGCUUGCAUGACUUACUACCCCCUGAUUAAACUCAAUUUCUGGUCAAAGCUGAAGGGAAAGAAAAUGCAGGAUCCUUUUUCUUUUUGGACUAGAACAAAAACAUUGCCAUUACUGUUGAAAUUUUUGCAUUUUUGUACCCUUUCUCGCUUUUCUUAUCUUUGGUGCCCAACAGUAAUAAAGGGUUACAGAAGAA
Crotalus tigris (Tiger rattlesnake) is the source of this 1927-nucleotide messenger RNA. RefSeq names its product CTD small phosphatase like 2 (gene CTDSPL2). NCBI's taxonomy places the organism in Eukaryota, Metazoa, Chordata, Lepidosauria, Squamata, Viperidae. The record is from RefSeq and is a predicted model, not a curated record. The transcript has 14 exons. The coding region runs from base 363 to 1763 and encodes 466 amino acids. Gene Ontology annotation, molecular function: phosphoprotein phosphatase activity.